UUCUCUAAAAUAAAACUAGGUACAACAUGUUGGAGCUUUAACAAGUACAACACAAGCAAGCACUUUGAGAAUCGAAGACGUGGGGUUCCUCUGAUUCAAAGCAAUCAGUUUCAGUUUAACAUCAAUUUCGCUUUUAGAUCAAAUUGGAAUUAAGGAACAAAAUAGACACAUUGCUCUUUGCGGUGCUAGACUUGGGUUUCAGCCUGGCUGCUGAACUGUGCAUUGUAAACAAGAUUCAGUUGUUGUUGGAGAAGAUUGAUUUCUCAUGGAAAAAACUCUUGAAGAACUUUUCACACAACAUGAUUAAGCAAAAAAAAAAGUGAAAUGUUGUCCGAGAAAUGGUUGAUCAGGGAGAUGUCGCGCAAAGUAGUGUUCAAUUGACUGGUGAUAUGGUUGAUGCUGCAGACAACAGGGAUGGUGGAGUUGCUCGUUCUCCUAAGAGAAGCAUUACUGGAGCUGAAGAAAAUGCAGCAGAUUUUGAGCCACGUGAUGGGAUCGAAUUUGAGUCUCAUGAAGCUGCAUAUGGAUUCUACCAAGAGUAUGCCAAGUCCAUGGGAUUCACAACCUCAAUUAAGAACAGCCGUCGCUCAAAGAAAUCAAAAGAAUUUAUCGAUGCUAAAUUUGCAUGUUCUAGAUAUGGCGUGACUCCAGAAUCAGAUACUGGCAGUAGUAGACGUCCUAGCGUCAAAAAGACCGAUUGCAAAGCAAGCAUGCAUGUUAAGAGGAAGCGAGAUGGAAAAUGGUAUAUCCACGAGUUUAUAAAGGACCAUAAUCAUGAGCUUUUACCAGCCUUGGCUUAUCAUUUCCGAAUCCACAGGAAUGUUAAACUUGCUGAGAAAAAUAACAUUGAUAUUCUUCAUGCUGUUAGUGAACGAACAAGAAAGAUGUAUGUUGAGAUGUCUAGACAAUGUGGUGGAAGCCAAGAAGUUGGCCAGCUGACUAACGAUUUAAAUUACCAGUUUGAUAAAGGACGGUGCUUGUCAUUAGAAGAGGGAGAUGCACAAGUUAUGCUCGAGUAUUUCAUGCAUAUACAGAAAGAGAAUCCAUAUUUCUUUUAUGCAAUUGAUCUCAAUGAAGAUCAACGCUUAAGGAACUUAUUCUGGAUUGAUGCCAAAAGUAGGAAAGACUAUGUCAGCUUUUGUGAUGUGGUUUUCCUUGAUACCAGCUAUAUGAAAAGCAAUGAGAAGAUGCCGUUUGCUCUUUUUAUUGGGGUAAAUCAUCAUUGUCAACCUAUGUUGCUUGGAUGUGCACUUGUAGCAGAUGAGACCAAACCAACAUUUGUGUGGUUGUUGAAGACGUGGCUUAGAGCGGUGGGUGGGCAGGCUCCGAAAGUGAUAAUCACUGAUGAAGAUAGGUCACUCAAAGCAGCUAUUGAAGAAGUUUUCCCAUGUUCACGUCACUGCUUUACGCUUUGGCAUGUGCUUGAAAGAAUCCCGGAAAUACUUGCUCAUGUCGUAAAACAGCACGAGCAUUUUAUGGGGAAAUUCAGCAAGUGUAUAUUUAAGUCAGUAACUGAUGAACAAUUUGAUUUAAGAUGGUGGAAGAUGGUCAGCAGAUUUGAACUGCAAGAGAAUGAAUGGAUUCAUACUCUGUAUGAAGACCGCAAAAAGUGGGUUCCAGCUUACAUGAGAGGCAUUUUUAUGGCUGGAAUGUCAACAGCUCAACGAUCGGAGAGUAUAAGCUCCUUCUUUGACAAGUACAUUCAUAAGAAGAUCAGUCUCAAGGAGUUUAUGAGACAAUAUGGAAUGAUUUUGCAAAAUAGAUAUGAAGAGGAAGCAGUAGCGGACUUUGAUACAUUGCACAAACAACCAGCUUUAAAGUCACCUUCGCCUUGGGAAAAGCAGAUGUCAACAAUUUAUACACAUGCAAUAUUUAAGAAAUUUCAAGUUGAAGUAUUGGGUGUAGUUGGGUGCCACCCAAAGAAAGAAGCUGAAAAUGGGGAAAGUGUAACUUUUAGAGUUGAUGACUGCGAGAAGGAUGAAAAUUUUAUGGUCACAUGGAAUGAGGGACGUUCAGAUGUUUCUUGUUCGUGCCUUCUAUUUGAAUACAAAGGUUUCCUCUGUAGGCAUGCAAUGAUUGUUCUUCAGAUGUGUGGUCUUUCAAGCAUCCCAUCCCAAUACAUUUUGAAGAGGUGGACCAAAGAUGCAAAGAAUAAACAGUUGAUGUUUGAGGGGACAGAAAAAACUCAAACCAGGGUACAAAGAUACAACGAUCUAUGUAGAAGGGCAAUUGAACUGGGUGAAGAGGGUUCUUUAUCUGAGCAGAGUUACGCCAUUGCCUUCCGUGUCCUCGAUGAAGCUCUAAAGAACUGUGUGAAUGUUAACAAUACAAGUUCUGCAUUAACAGAAUGCAGCAGCAGUGCUGUGGGACUUCGUGAUCUUGAAGAAGAUACUCAGGGGAUUCAUGCUACCAAAACAACUAGGAAGAAAAAUACAAACAAGAAGCGGAAGGUACACUCUGAACCAGAAGCUGCAAUAGUUCAAGCUCAAGACAGCUUGCAACAAAUGGAUAAUCUUGUUGUGGGUGGAAUGACGUUGAAUGGCUAUUAUGGCACACAGCAGAAUGUGCAGGGACUGAUACAGUUGAAUUUGAUGGAACCUCCCCAUGAUGGCUAUUAUGUUAACCAACAGAAUAUGCAGGGACUGGGACAACUCAAUACGAUUGCACCUGGCCAUGAUGGGUUUUUCGGGUCUCAACAAAGCAUUCCAGAACUAGGGCAUUUGGAUUUUAGGCAGCCGAAUUUCACAUAUGGUUUGCAGGAUGAGCCUAGUCUAAGAGGUGCUCAGCUGCAUGGAAACAAUGCUAGACAUGUAUGAGGAUGAUUGCUUCUUUUAAAAGAAAGCUCUCAUCAAAUUUUUGUUUAUUGGUAUCCAAGUGUUUCCUGUUGUAGAUUAGUUUGACGACUCUGAUACUCUGGGUAAAUAUUUGCUGCAUGAGGGGAUCUCUUUGCUAGCGUCAAAUAAAUUUGGAUUUCUGAACUGAUAUAAGUAUUCACUUGUGUAUCAUAGAAGUUUAAAGGCUGAAGGAGCACCAAGUUUCAAUUUUGAUGUCAUGUAGAUGGAGUUGAGGUUACAGUCGUACCCUUUUCUCACAGAAUUAGAAUUUCAGGUUGGUUUACAAAACCAGAUGUAGAUAUCUUAGGUAUUUAUCAGAGAUGAUGAUUUAGUACAGUUUUUUUAUGGUAAUGGAAAUUUGAAUUUUUCAUGAA
Messenger RNA from Lycium barbarum (goji berry), 3208 nucleotides. RefSeq names its product protein FAR-RED IMPAIRED RESPONSE 1. The record is from RefSeq and is a predicted model, not a curated record. Gene Ontology annotation, biological process: regulation of DNA-templated transcription. Gene Ontology annotation, molecular function: zinc ion binding. Bases 339 to 2816 code for a protein of 825 amino acids. The transcript has 10 exons. Lineage: Eukaryota; Viridiplantae; Streptophyta; Magnoliopsida; Solanales; Solanaceae.